This is a messenger RNA of Ruditapes philippinarum (Manila clam), 2414 nucleotides long. Its product is annotated as GTP-binding nuclear protein Ran. Gene Ontology annotation, cellular component: nucleus; cytoplasm. Gene Ontology annotation, biological process: ribosomal subunit export from nucleus; protein import into nucleus. The record is from RefSeq and is a predicted model, not a curated record. The transcript has 7 exons. NCBI's taxonomy places the organism in Eukaryota, Metazoa, Mollusca, Bivalvia, Venerida, Veneridae. The coding region runs from base 151 to 804 and encodes 217 amino acids. Gene Ontology annotation, molecular function: GTPase activity; GTP binding.
AUUCCCGCCAGUUUGGUUCAAACCGGCUCUUACCGGAUUUUGAAGUACACAAAAUUGCGCCAUAGCUGAGAAAUUUAUAUACGUUUUUAAAUCUGUUCACAUCACUUACACAAUUAUUUACAGGCGACAGGAAAACACUGAAAGUUAACAAUGGCUGAACAACAGCAAGUUGAUUUACCAACAUUCAAACUUGUGUUGGUGGGAGAUGGUGGUGUUGGCAAAACAACAUUUGUGAAACGUCAUUUAACUGGAGAAUUCGAAAAAAGAUACGUAGCCACCCUUGGAGUAGAAGUACAUCCAUUGAAAUUCUACACCAACAGAGGAGAAAUUUUAUAUAAUGUAUGGGAUACAGCUGGUCAAGAAAAAUAUGGAGGUCUUCGUGAUGGCUACUAUAUCCAAGGUCAAUGUGCUGUGAUAAUGUUUGAUGUCACGUCAAGAGUAACUUACAAAAAUGUGCCAAACUGGCACAGAGACUUGGUACGAGUGUGUGAGAAUAUUCCUAUUGUCUUGUGUGGAAAUAAAGUUGAUAUCAAAGACAGAAAAGUGAAAGCCAAAGCUAUUGUAUUCCACAGGAAAAAGAAUCUCCAGUACUAUGACAUCAGUGCCAAGAGCAAUUACAAUUUCGAGAAACCUUUCUUGUGGUUAGCCAGGAAACUUGUUGGUGACCCAAAUCUUGAAUUUGUUGCCAUGCCCGCCCUUGCUCCCCCAGAUAUCACAAUGGACCCAGAAUUACAAAAACAGAACGAAUUGGAACUUGCACAAGCGGUGAACUGCGCCCUGCCUGAUGACGAAGAUGACUUGUAAUGCACACUCCACGCUAGCUCAGUUAUUGUUUAUUUAUAUGUGAACUUGAUAACUCUUCAUUUGCCUUUCACUGUCUCCAUAUGGUACAGCUAAAAUGGAUAUUUCUUGGUGCAACUUUUUCAGAUGGACUUUUUAUAUGAAUGAUAAUGAAACACUUGUAACUUUAUAAAGAUUGCUUUAAAGUUUGAACAAAAAAAAAAAUGGCUAGGAUCCCAAAAUAUGGAGGCAAAAAGGUGCUGGUGUUGCAACAGAGAUAUUCCUAUGGAAUGAUAACAAAGAAAAAUAGCAAGGAUAGAAAAAUGGGGAAAUAGGAUUGUGGUAUAAGUUACGUAAAUCAAAGUGGAAUUUUUUCAUAAAAAGUUCAUAGAUAGGAAAAUGUCUGUUCCCGGUCUUUCUUUUAUCUAUCCUGAUGAAAGUCAUUAAUUAGUGCUUUGUAUAACAAUCGAGGAUGAUUUGGUAUUAUUUUAUUAUGCACAUUGCUGAGGCAUGUCACUGGUGACUUUAUGGAAAAAAAAUUAUGAAAAUUUGUGUAAAAAUGAUUGAUGGAAAAAUGAUUGAAACAUAUUUGGAUACAGGCGUUGUACAUUUUAUUGAACAAUUUCCAUAUUUUCAACUCUGCCAUAAAAUAUCCAGUGACCAUGCUUAAACUCAGUAUGUUAAUGUCAUCACUGAGAUUACAUCAUAUAUAUAUCAGCAUCAAAUAUUUGUCACUUAGUUGGGUUGUUUUUCGAUACCAAAUCUGAAUGUAAAAAAAGAUAUGUUGUGAUGGAAUUGUGUUCAACUCGUCAUGUGUAAUUUUGUCUGCAUAUAGAAGUCUGUUUAAACAUGACUCGUAUUUUUUGUAGAGAAUUUCCGACCACUGUAUUUAUUUGAAAUUUUAAAAAAAAAUUGCUCAAUCGGUAUUAUAAAGCGAACUAUUUGACAGAUAUUUCCAUUUUUAGAUCAUUGUGUGAAAUUUAACCCAAAAGAAUUAGCUCAGUCUUGAAAUAUUUCAAAAAUUAUAUGCCUUGAAAUUUUAAGUGUGAAAUAUAACCUAUCCAAGACAAGCUGAUUCUUUAGAUUUGAUUUCAUUCUUUUAAUAAACACCUCUUAUAGUUGCAUUUAAAAAAGAAAGUUACCCUGUGGUAUUUAUAUUAUAAUUUAUCAAAGUUUUUUUAACUACUAUUAAAGAAAAUUGGUUUUGUUAUAAAUCUGACUAAAAAAAAUGUUCAUUUGAAUUUGUAACUAUCCUUUAUAGAAUGCAACUGUAUGAUAUAACAAGUGUUUUACUGUGCAAUUGUGUUUUUUCAACCAAGAAUUUGUGUGACAGAAUUUUUAUUUUUGUAACUGUAAUAUACAAAUUGUCUUUUUUUAGAGAGAGAGGGAAAAAAAAGAUCAAUAUUAUUUUUGGAAAGCAUAAGUAAAACUAGCAUGUUUUCAACUGAUAUUUACAUUUUGUUUGAUGUUCAAGAUGGCUGAAUACAUGCUUGUAAAGCGAAUAUACAUAUAUUUUGUUUAUGUUUGGGAUGUUAACUUCAAAAUUCUCAUACAAAAUUGUAUUCAGUCUUCAUAUUAACAUUGUUGAAAAUCCAUUGUAAUUGCAAGUAUAUGAAAUAAAAGUAGAAAAAUUA